AUGAAUGUCAACAUGGCGACUGUGAAAAUAUUCAGUGCAGGCUCCAGCUUUCAGAGUUUUCUUGUUUGUGGCUCACGCCCUUUCCUCUGUGCAAGUCAGCAAAGAACACAUUUCAAGAAUGUCGGGAGAAAAGAGGAAUCCAUUAAGUGGACACCUAUCAUGGACAAUUCUGCUACGACUGUCUUUUGGAAUGACAUGUUCAAAGGUUUUGGUAUUGGCCUGGGGAUGAUGCUAAAAGAGCCAGCCACAAUCAACUAUCCGUUUGAGAAGGGGCCUCUGAGUCCCCGUUUUCGUGGAGAGCAUGCUCUACGCCGCUACCCUUCUGGAGAAGAGAGGUGCAUUGCUUGCAAGCUGUGUGAGGCCAUUUGUCCAGCUCAGGCUAUAACUAUUGAAGCAGAACCACGAGCAGACGGCAGCCGCAGGACGACACGUUACGAUAUUGACAUGACAAAAUGUAUCUACUGUGGAUUCUGCCAGGAGGCGUGCCCCGUGGAUGCUAUUGUGGAGGGCCCCAACUUUGAGUACUCGACAGAAAGCAGGGAAGAGCUUCUCUAUAACAAGGAGAAACUUCUGUGUAACGGCGACAAAUGGGAGCCAGAGAUUGCGGCCAAUUUACAAGCAGACUAUUUGUACAGAUAA
Molecule: messenger RNA, 639 nt
Organism: Candidula unifasciata
Lineage: Eukaryota; Metazoa; Mollusca; Gastropoda; Stylommatophora; Geomitridae
Source: the annotation of a GenBank genome assembly